Molecule: messenger RNA, 1041 nt
Organism: Colletotrichum fioriniae
Lineage: Eukaryota; Fungi; Ascomycota; Sordariomycetes; Glomerellales; Glomerellaceae
Source: RefSeq, a predicted model, not a curated record
AUGGAAGACUCUCCAAUGGUCGAGGAUAUUGCUCUCGAGACUCCAGUCCCGGGCGCCUUUGUUCCCCCUUCCAUCAACGAAAAGGCCAUUCUCUCAGGCGACUCAUACACAUACUUCUCCCCAGUUCCCUCAACGCUUCUCCCACCAGCCUCAUCGACAAAAACCAGCACGCCUGACGAAUCAGAUUCACCAGCAGCGUCCGGCACUCCAGUCUGCUUAGGUGUCGAUGAGGCCGGCCGCGGACCGGUCUUGGGACCCAUGGUGUAUGGUGUCUUUUACCUACCCAUUCCCCUCUCGGAUCCCUUACUCCGUGAGACCCAUCACUUUGACGACUCCAAAGUGCUUACACCGGCCGUCCGCUCACAACUCAUGACGGCUCUAUGUACGCCGGGCUCCGACCUGGCCGAGACUUGCGGCUUCGCCAUCUCAGCACUCAGUGCCCGAGAUAUCUCAUCAGGCAUGAUGCGCCCGGGGGCUAACUACAACCUCAACGCCCAGGCCAUGGAUGCCACGGUUGACUUGAUCAAGGGUGUCUUUGCCCAGGGCGUCAACAUCCAGGAGAUUUACGUCGACACCGUCGGUCAGCCCGCCGCCUACCAAGCGAAGCUCCAGCGCUUCUUCCCCGCAACGAAGAUCACAGUCGCGAAGAAGGCAGACAGUCUCUACCCCUGCGUGUCAGCCGCUUCUGUCACCCGUGACGUUGCCCUUGAGGUUCUCUACAAGGGGCGAGCCCCUGAAGCUGCGGCAGAGGGAGAGGAGGGCAUGGCUUGGGGUUCGGGAUAUCCAUCAGAUGGACGAUGUGUGUCAUGGAUGAGAUCUAACAUGCACCCGGUGUUUGGAUGGGGUCCCGAAUGCCGAUUCAGCUGGGGCACGGCCAAGGACAUGCUCGAGGCAAAGGGAAACCCAAAGGUGGAAUGGCCGGUCGAAGAUGACGGCGAUACCGCGCGGAUGACAGACUACUUUGCGUCAGGGAACAGGGAAGAAGAUGGUGAUGAAUUGGGGACUUGGUUUGGCAGGCCGGCUGGCCUAGAGGCGUUUUAG